AUGAGCGAAGAGGAGCAAAAGAACCAUAUUAAAAUCUCCUGGAUAGCCGAGAUGCAUUUCUGGGUAUUGGUCGUAUAUAUAAAACAAAUAAUCAAAAGAACAGACGCGCAGCAACUUGCAUAUAGGAAGGAGCAGAUGAUAUAUAGAGGUAGCAAAACAAAAAAGAAGAAACGGAGUUUAAAAAAACGCAGGAACGAGAUGGUAAGGGGGAAGGGAAGUAUACAUGGCAACAUGAUAUCAAAAUUGGUCAACCAACUCAAGCCAACGGAAGCAAAGGGAUCAAUUUGA
Trichophyton benhamiae CBS 112371 is the source of this 288-nucleotide messenger RNA. RefSeq lists its product as uncharacterized. Lineage: Eukaryota; Fungi; Ascomycota; Eurotiomycetes; Onygenales; Arthrodermataceae. The record is from RefSeq and is a predicted model, not a curated record. The transcript has a single exon. Bases 1 to 288 code for a protein of 95 amino acids.